ACCCACACUUCAUAUCAUCUCUCUCCCUCAACAUGGCUAAUUCCAAAUCUAACCUCGUCUUCUCAUCCUUCUUCUUCUUCCUCUUCACCAUUUCUGCUUUCUCCCUUCUCUCCUUCUCCUCUCCGUCCCUGGCAGACGCAGUCCCAUCCUUAACCAGCCCCAUUUCCCGAGAAGCCAUUUGCAAGUCCACCCCUUACCCCUCCUUCUGCAGAACCGUCCUCCCCCACAACGACUCCGCUAACGUCUACGACUUCGGCCGCUACUCCGUCCGCCGCUCCCUCGCCACAGCCCGCAAAUUCCUCCGCGAAGUCAACAACUACCUCAGACACCGCUCCUCUCUCUCCAUCACCGCCGUGCGCGCCCUGGAAGACUGCCGCUUCCUCGCCGAACUCAACAUAGACUUUCUCAGCAGCUCCUUCAGAACCGUAACCACCACCGCUUCCAGAACUCUCCCCACCCUGCAGGCCGAUGACGUCCAAACCCUCCUCACCGCCAUUUUAACCAACCAGCAAACCUGCAUAGACGGUAUCCAGUCCACGGCGAAUUCAUGGAGUCUGAAGAAUGGGCUGUGGACCCCACUCGCUAACGGCACUAAGUUGUACAGCGUGUCUCUGGCUCUGUUCACCAAGGGCUGGGUUCCGAGGAAGAAGAAGGGGGCGUGGGCGCCGAAGAGGAAGCACCCCGCCGCCGCCGCCUUUCUCAACGACCGGCUGCCACUGAAAGUGGUGGGGAGGAGACUGCUGCAGACCGGCGGCGACGCGGAUCGGAUUAUGGUGAGCGACAUGGUGGUGGUGAGUCAGGACGGGACGGGGAACUACACGACCAUUAGCAACGCGGUGGCCGCCGCUCCCAAUAACACUGAUGGUGCCGCUGGGUACUUCGUGAUUUACGUCACCGCAGGGGUUUACGAGGAGUACGUGACGAUCGCGAAGAACAAGAGGUACGUGAUGAUGAUCGGCGACGGCAUUAAUCAGACGGUGAUAACCGGGAAUCGAAGCGUGGUGGACGGGUGGACUACGUUCAAUUCUGCUACAUUUGCAUUGCAAGGAAUGGGGUUUGUGGGGGUGAACUUGACUAUCCGAAACACAGCCGGCGCGGCAAAGCACCAGGCGGUGGCGCUCCGGAGCGGAGCCGAUCUAUCCACAUUCUACAGCUGCAGCUUCGAAGCAUACCAAGACACCUUAUACACCCAUUCUCUCCGGCAGUUCUACAGAGAAUGUGACAUCUACGGCACCGUAGAUUUCAUCUUCGGCAACGCCGCCGCCGUCUUCCAAAACUGCAACAUAUAUCCCCGGCUGCCGAUGACCGGCCAGUUCAACGCCAUCACCGCCCAGGGCCGGCAUGACCCGAACCAGAACUCGGGCAUCUCCAUCCACGGUUGUACCAUUAAAGCGGCCCCAGAUCUGGCUUCCUCCAAUGCUACCUUCAAGAAUUAUCUCGGGAGACCGUGGAAGGAGUAUUCCAGGACGGUGUAUAUGCAAUCUUUCAUGGAUAGAUUGAUUGAUCCGUCGGGGUGGAGCAUUUGGUCUGGGGAUUUUGCUUUGAACACAUCGUAUUAUGCCGAGUUUAAUAACUCUGGACCCGGCUCCGCGACGGCGAACAGGGUCACGUGGCUUGGAUAUCACCGGAUUAACGCCACCGAGGCUGCCAAUUUCACCGCGUCGGGGUUCCUGCUCGUGGAUAGUUGGUUGCCGGAAACAGGGGUGCCUUAUUUUAGCGGCUUUGUGUGAUUAAUCUUGCAUAUAUAUAUAUAUAUAUAUAUAUAUAUAUAUAUAUAUAUAUAUAUAUAUUUGGGGUUGAUUUCAUUUACUUCCUGUUCUUUUAUUUGAUUCUUGUAAUUGUUUAAUAGAAGUUGUGGCAGAUGAUUCUCAAUCUUUCCCGCUGCGAAAUUUGGGACAGAUUUGAAUAUUAAUUGAUGUAUUAAUUGACAAAAAUGUCGAUACAUUUAAUUCCCCAAAUAAAACAGAGGAGGUAUUGG
Messenger RNA from Malania oleifera, 1978 nucleotides. Its product is annotated as probable pectinesterase/pectinesterase inhibitor 41. NCBI's taxonomy places the organism in Eukaryota, Viridiplantae, Streptophyta, Magnoliopsida, Santalales, Ximeniaceae. The transcript has 2 exons. Gene Ontology annotation, molecular function: pectinesterase activity; pectinesterase inhibitor activity. Gene Ontology annotation, biological process: cell wall modification. The record is from RefSeq and is a predicted model, not a curated record. Bases 33 to 1730 code for a protein of 565 amino acids.